This is a messenger RNA of Striga asiatica, 1494 nucleotides long. Lineage: Eukaryota; Viridiplantae; Streptophyta; Magnoliopsida; Lamiales; Orobanchaceae. The record is from the annotation of a GenBank genome assembly.
AUGGAGCAUAUCCGCAACGACCUUGACGACGACGGCGAAGCCACCGCCGCUCACGCUCACGGAGACCCCGCUUCCGCCAUUCAAGCGGCCGUCACCACUGUCAACCUUGCUCCUGCCCAUGUGCCAUUGGAGUACCCAAGCUCUUCGCAGCCAAUUGACCCGUUGGAUUUGGCGCCGCUGUCCGAAUUGGAAUGGGCUAGUCUGCUGCAUGACGCAGGGUUGUCAACUGACCCAACCACCGCCGCCAUUCAAGCUGUCGCCGCCGAUGACAGAGACCCCGCCGCCGUCGCUGUCAACCGUGAAGACGGCGAGCAAAAUCCAUCGUCGGUGCAGUUUCCCCAAACUCAAUUGCCUCUAUCGCAAGGCUUUCAGAGUUGUUCGACAAGGCCGCUUUCUUACUCUGCAGUUCAGCAAGGCGGCGACGCGACGCGUCACCAAACCGACCCAAUUUCUCGGGAUACUUCUGAGGGUCCGCAAUUUCUUGGCCACGACGAAGGCAAUCAAGAAGCCUCCGCGGCCGACGGCGACCCCACUUCCGCCGUCGCUGUCAACCCUGAAGACGGCGAGCAAAAUCUCGCUGUGAACCCAAGCUCCGGCGGAUUGGGCCCCAUUUCGCAGUUGCCGUCUCUGUCAGAUUUGGGAUGGUCUACUCCCAAUCAGUCUCCGGAGGCGCAGUUUCUUGGCGACGACGGCGACCCUGCUUCCGCCAACGCCAAUCAAGGAGUGCCAAUCAAGAACCCAGUCUCCGGCGGAUUCCAGAAUCAAGACACCGCCGGCAUCUCGCAUCAGCAGUCAACCACUGGCGUCUCCCAUAAUCAAAUUCCGUCAACCGCCGGCGUCUCCCAUCAUCAAAUUCCGUCAACCGCCGGCGUCUCGGCAGUUGGCCCAACCGACAAGGGAAAGCGUCCAUUGAUUUCUUCUGAGAGUACUUCUGAGGGUCCUCGGCGCCGCAGGACACGAAGAUCAUCCAAUCCGUUGUCGCCCACGGUGAAUCGGCCAAUUGCCUCGCAGCCGCGGCAGCCAACGCGUCCUGUGGGUACUUCUACGGGUCCUUCGGCCACUCUGGUCCAUGUUGUUUCAGGGCAUUCUCUGACUCAGCCGUGGUCAACUCAGGGCGUCUCGCAGCCGAGUGGUCCUUCGCCCCCCAGGCCACCAGGGCCACCACCGCCAAGGCCAAACUCUUCCUCUACCGUUCCCCCUCAGCAAGGCGGCGCCCCAGGUCCUCCUGUGCUCAUUGUGCACUUGAGAAAAGCCAACAGAACUUGCCCCGACAUCGGGGCAGUGAAUACAUUUUUCUGGGCAUUCGGCAUAAUAUCUCGUAUUGAAUUCUUUCGAACUUCCCCUGAAACAUUGUACAGGACAGCGAGAGUUACCUACACUUCCGAUGAGAGCGUGCGUAGGGCACUGGUCAGCACAGACGGCUAUGUCAUGGGCUAUUGGAUCAGCUGGCACCGAGAAAUCCAACCGUGUCCGGAUUGCCAACAGAUUCUAUAG